Messenger RNA from Pelagomonas calceolata, 1198 nucleotides. The record is from the annotation of a GenBank genome assembly. NCBI's taxonomy places the organism in Eukaryota, Pelagophyceae, Pelagomonadales, Pelagomonadaceae.
GGCAGAGCAAAAGCAGUCGCAUAACUGCACUGGUGACGGCCAAAAUUUGAAGAGCGACGGUUUCAGUCAACGCACUGCAACGUGCGAGCAGCUCGCGCAAUCCUGUGCGACAAAGCUCUGAGAGACACCACCAGACAAGAGAGCACUGACAAGCAAUUGAAUGCGCGACGCUACAAGGGACGCGGAAGGAUCACCACAACCACCGCCGAGAAGUAAGAUGAUCCGCCGCCGCGGCCUCCUAGCAAUAUGCCUCCUCGUGGCAGGAGCCGCGGCGUUCCGACGCCGCCGCUUCCAGCCGAACUGGUCCUUCCGGCGGUCGGCGGACUGGGUCAUCGCGCGCACGCCAACGCGCUACGGCGACGCGCUGCGCACUAUCCGCAAAUGCAUGGACUGCGACGCCCUCGAGGUCUCGCUGCAGAACCAUAGUUUCGUGCUCACGAACGCCACCCUGUCGCUCGACGACGAAGAAGCGCUCCGGGUCGAGCGCCUGGAGGUCGUCGUCGAGAGCUACUCUCCUCUUAUAGUGUCGGUGUCGCUUGGCACGGUGCAAGUAAGCGUGAAUGCGCACGACCUGCUCCUGCGCGACACGAACUGGCACCGGCUGAGCGAGCUCGAGGAAGCAUUCACGCAACUCUCGCCCUCCUCGUCGGCGUCGUCCUCCUCCUCGUCGUCGCUCUCGGGCGUGCGGCGCCUCGACUUCUCCGGGGUAGCUAUGCUGCAGUUGACGCCGAACGAACUGCUGGGCGGCGCGGACAGUCGCGUCUCGGCGGUUCUUGACUGGUCGCACGACCUGGCGCCAAUCUCGCGGCGCAUCGAGAAACGAGCGGAGAAGGAGGGCUCCGUGAGCCUCAUCGACGUGUUCACCAUGAUCAGGACCGACCUGGUGCUGGCCGCGGGCGGCCUGGUCUUAGCGCGGGUGCUCGACGCGCAGGACGGCGAACGGACGUCGAAAUCUGCCAUCCGCGUGGCGGGCGUCGAGGUCGAUCUUUUGCGGCCGAAGGCUACCUUGGACGGGUUGGGCGACCGCUUCACCAGGUACGUCGAGCGCAAGGCGGCCGAGACGCUGGGCCUCGACCAGGCCGAGCUCGCGGCGGCGGCAGCGGCGCUGAGGCGUCGCGGCGACGCCGUGGAUGAUGGCGAUGAGCCGCCAGGCGGUUCGCGCUCGGAGUUGUAGUUUGUUAAGACUGUUUUCAUACGA